AUGACCGACUUGACGCCGACAUUCAACCAAUAUGUCAACAUUGUGGAGUCUGAACUCAAACCAAAGAGACCACUACAUCCAAAAGAGAAACCAUUGUAUCUAAUCAAGGACAACUUCAACAAAGAAUGUGUAGAAUUUUAUCAAAUAUUGACCAACUUGAGCCAGUUCGUCAAUGAUAUCAGAGCAGAAUACCUCGCUGUAUCAGACAAUGCUUCCAACUCUGCCUCCAAAGACAAAAUUGAUGAAGAGUUCAACACGCGAGUACAGCAAUGUUUCAAGAAACUCGGGGCGUUGGAGUCAUACGAGUCAAGGAGACAAAAAAUGGUUCAAACAACAUUACUGAAACGAUGGUUUUUUCAAGAAGACAAUGAACAGGAUGUCUACUUUGAAACUGAGGCUAGUCACAGACACCAGGUUUUACGAUUCUUAAUGGAAUCCCUUGUCAAUUUAUCAAAGUCUUAUGAAAAGAUGCAACGUAAACGAAUCCAACGUGAAAAACAGCUAAAUUCGCUAAACUUUCAAAACAUCAAUGAUGAAUUGGAGAAGGACUUGGACAAUUCCAAAAUAUUCACUAGCUUGGAUCGAAUUCAGCGAGAUAUAGAAAUGGAGGAGGAGGAGGAGAAGGAAAAAGAACAUACCCCACACUUUGAGAUGAGCCAGGAUCAAAUCCAAGAAUUGGAAUCUGAGAAUAAGGAAUUGCUCAAUUUGAAAACAACACAAUUGAAUCAAGUGGAUAAUAUCCAACAAUCGAUUCUUGAUAUUGUAAACAUUCAAAAUGAGUUGAGUUUCAAACUUCAAGAACAAGGUGAUCAAAUAAAUAACUUGAUGGAUACUCAUUCGCAAGUGGAGUUGGAAGUGCGAGAAGGUAAUCGAACCUUGAACAAGGCAACUAGAAAAAACAAGAGAGGAGCCAACUACUUGGUUACAAUUUGUAUCGUUUUGGGCUGCCUUGUGGUGAUUAUAGAUUUUCUAAAGUUUAUAUAG
Messenger RNA from Lodderomyces theae, 984 nucleotides. It is a transcript of the gene UFE1, whose product is annotated as Ufe1p. Gene Ontology annotation, biological process: retrograde vesicle-mediated transport, Golgi to endoplasmic reticulum. Lineage: Eukaryota; Fungi; Ascomycota; Pichiomycetes; Serinales; Debaryomycetaceae. Bases 1 to 984 code for a protein of 327 amino acids. The transcript has a single exon. Gene Ontology annotation, cellular component: membrane; endoplasmic reticulum; SNARE complex. The record is from RefSeq and is a predicted model, not a curated record.